AUGGCGGGAGUAGCGGGACUACUCACGUCAGCUUUAGUGAAGAUCGUGGGCGAUAAGCUGGGUUCCACCAUCGGACAGCAAGCCAAUUUGGUGUGGAACUUCAGCCGCGACCUGGAGGACAUGAAGGACACCUUGGAAUCCAUGGCGGCAGUGCUCAAGUACGCCGAGAGGAGGCGCAUUUAA
Molecule: messenger RNA, 183 nt
Organism: Miscanthus lutarioriparius
Lineage: Eukaryota; Viridiplantae; Streptophyta; Magnoliopsida; Poales; Poaceae
Source: the annotation of a GenBank genome assembly